GAUCCCCUUUCCCUAUAGUAGCACUGCCGUUUGCCUAUUUGGUAGAACGAAAAUAGCACUGCAACCUUGCAUUUGUUGCCGCUCCCUGUCCUUCGUCCUCAACAUCCACCUAGUGUGAGACCUACUUUGUGAGGGUCUUCCACAGAGGAAAGGAAAAGGUGUUCGGUGAGGAACCAGCCAGAGCCGGAGAUGGCGGAGACGGUGUUAAGCAUGGCGAGGUCCAUGCUGGGGGGCGCCAUCAGCAAGGCCACCUCUGCCGCGGCCACCGAGCUGAGCUUGGUGAUGGGUGUGCAGAAGGAUAUCUGGUUCAUCAAAGACGAGCUAAAGACGAUGCAAGCAUUCUUGUCAGCCGCUGAAGCAACGAAGAACAGAGACAUGCUGCUGAAGGUGUGGGCAGACCAAGUAAGGGACCUAUCCUACAAUAUAGAAGAUUGCCUUGAUGAAUUUAUGGUUCAUGUGAGGAGCCAAAGCCUAACAAAACGGCUGAUGAGGCUGAAAGAUCGUCGUCGGAUUGCUAUCCAAAUUCGCAACCUGAAAGCAAGAGUUGAAGAAGUGAGCAGCAGGAAUGCACGCUACAACUUGAUCAAGACAGAGGCCUCAACGACCAGUGACAAGGAGGUUUCUUACAUAGAAGAUGUACGUAAUCACUCGGCAAGCAACAUUGAUGAAGCAGAACUUGUGGGCUUUACAAAGCCUAGGGAGGAGUUGAUUAAGCUGAUGGAUGUCAACACAAGAGAUGGUAAUGCCAAAGUUAUAUGUGUGGUUGGCAUGGGUGGUUUAGGCAAGACUACUCUUACAAGAAAAACUUUUGAAAGUAAGGAAGAUAUUGUGAAGAAUUUUUCUUAUUGUGCUUGGAUCACAGUUUCACAGUCAUUUUGCAAGAUAGAAAUGCUCAAGGAUAUGACCAGGCAACUUCUGGGUGGAGAUUCAUUGAAGAACUUGUUGAAAGAACUUGAAGGGAAGGUGGUGCAAGUAAAGGACCUCGCCGAGUACCUCAAUCAAGAGAUUAAGGAUAAGAGGUACCUUAUUAUUCUUGAUGACUUGUGGACCAUAGAUGCAUGGAGGUGGAUUAAAGAUAUUAUUUUUCCUAAUAGUAACAAGAAAGGUAGUCGGAUAAUAGUAACAACACGUGAUGUUGGCUUAGCAAAGGAAUGUACUCUUGAAUCCCUUAUCUACCGUCUUAAACCCUUAGAGAUAGUCGAGGCCACAAAUUUGCUAAUAAAAAAGAGUAGGAAAAUAUAUGAAGACAUGGACAAAGAUGAAAACUUCAAGAGCAUAGUUGAAAAACUAGUUAAAAAGUGUGGUUGUUUACCACUGGCCAUACUCACAAUUGGAGGGAUCCUUGCCACUAAAAAGAUAGUAGAGUGGGAGCACGUCUAUAACCAACUCCCGUCUGAGCUUGAGAGUAACCCAAGCCUUGAAGCUAUGAAGAUGAUGGUUACUUUGAGUUACAACCACUUGCCAUCUCAUCUUAAGCCAUGUUUAUUAUACCUAAGCAUCUUUCCCGAGGAUUCAGAAAUCCAGAUGAGGCAUCUAGUAGAAAGAUGGAUUGCUGAGGGGUUGAUUAGGGGUGGGACUGGGAUGAACAUUGAGGAUGUGGCAAAAGGUUACUUUAAUGAGUUAAUCAACCGAAGCAUGCUUCAAGCAUCAAGGGUGAACAUAGAAGGAGUUGUGAAGAGCUGUCGAGUCCAUGAUAUUGUGCGUGAUGUCAUGAUCUCAGUUUCUAGAGAUGAAAAUUUUGUGUAUGUGGCACCAAGUAAUGUAACUGGUGCUAUGGAGGAGACAUUCCGACAUGUAGCAUACCAUGGUAGCAUAUGCCAAAAGAUAGAUAUGGAUUGGAGCCAUGUCCGGUCAGUAACUGUGUUUGGUGAGAGAUCAUUGGGUCCAUCACCUUCAGUUUGUUCACCUGACAUGAGAAUGCUCCGGGUCUUGGAUCUAGAGAAUGCACAGUUUCAAGUCACACAAAAGGAUAUCAACAACAUAGGAUUGUUUCGCCACUUAAAGUAUCUGAAUUUUUCUCAUCCUCGAGGAUAUUCACAUAUUUAUAAAGUUCCUAGAUCCAUAGGGAGAUUACAAGGCUUGCGCACUUUGAACAUUAGAGACAGUUAUAUUACAGAACUGCCAAAUGAGAUUUGUAAACUCAAGAGUCUACACAGUCUCCGUUGCAGCAGAAAUAAUUCAUAUCAAUACUUUUUUGACUGGGGUGGCCCCAUGAAUUGCUUGGUGGCCUCAUUUUUUGUGCCCAUUCUGUUCACACCUUUGCUUGAUCCUAGUGAGCGUGCUGAGCUACACAUGGCAUGGUCUAGCCGUUGGUCAUGGUCAUAUGGUGUGAAGGUGCCAAAAGGAAUCGGCAAACUGAAAGAGCUGCAAAUACUAGAGGUUGUGGACAUCAGCCGAACUAGUUGCAGUGCAAUUAAAGAGCUAGGUGAGCUUGUGCAGCUGAGAAAACUGAGCGUGGUAACAGAAGGGGUCACCAAGCAGAAAUGCAAGGUACUGUGUGAUGCCAUUCAGAAGCUCACUUCCCUCCGCUCUCUUCAAGUGGACGGUUCACUCGAGUGGCUGCAUGCUGUUUCCUCUCCUCCUCCCCUGUUGAGGAGUCUGAAUUUGGAUGGGCACCUUGGAGAGAUUCCUGGCUGGGUUGGCAGUCUGAUGCAUUUGGUCAAGCUUUACUUAUCGGGCAGCAAAAUAAAGGAAGAAGGUAACAUCAUGGAAAUACUAGGGCCACUUCCCAACCUCAUACAGCUUUUUCUUGGAUACAUGUCUUAUAUUGGGGAGAAGUUGGUGUUCAAAACGGGGGCAUUCCCAAAUCUCAAGAAACUGGAUACUCACGGUGUGUGGCAACUGAGAGGGGUGGAAUUCGAGGAUGGCACCUCAUCCCAGCUGGAAACGAUAGGUAUCAGUUGUUGCAGUUUGGCAUCAGGAAUUAUUGGUAUCAACCACCUUUCAAGUCUCAAGGAGAUCGCACUUGGUUCCGAAGGUCGAGUGGCGAAGCUUGCUAUGCUGCAAAGUGAAGUGGACGCACACCCCAACAGUCCCGUGCUGCGACUGGAGAGGGGCCAGAGCCAUCACGACCUGGGGGGUGUCGUCGUCCAAGUGGAAGAAGCAACGGAGGAAUCGCCAUCUCCGCAUGCUGAGCCUGAAGCAGCGGUAGUGACGACAAACCUCAGCCAAGAUGGUCUGCUUUACACUUACAAUUCAUGCUGACUCAAUUCUGCCAGUUCCACCACAAGCUACCCUCUGCAGGUACGGCUCAAAUCUUGCUCCGUUUCUUUUUUGUGUUGGUUCGAUUUGGUUUCCUUUCAGUACGCGCCCACGCAUUUUUAAGCUGCACCUGAUUAUAUAUGGGCAAAGCAGACAGCCAGACACUUGGAUCAUACUUCAAAGUGGUUCAGCUGGAGGUGCAGGAGGAUACAAAUGGAGUACUCAGGAGGGGUGGCAUGACAACUGCAAGAGACGCCAGAAUAUUCUGGCGGUUGGGCGAACACCUCUGCAAUCUUGGAGCAAGCUAUAACGUCAUUUCCAGAGGACCAGAGGCCGCCGCCGACAAUCAGUUCUUCGCCAUGGAAUUGAUCAACGCGAUGUCAAAUCCUAUUUUCUUGGACUCCUUCCGCUUCCAGUCCCAGCUGGAACAUCAGUUGACUGCAUCUUGCAAUGUUCAGAGGAUAAUCAUGAUGAUCUUUUGCUAAUUUUCAAUAGAGACUUGCUUUGUUUGCGAGUGGCUCUCUGUUUGUAUGAUGCCAUACUAUAUUUUGGACCGAAUCAUAACUGAAGAAUGACGAGACCUGCUUACUGUAUAAGAUUGUGCUCUGAAGAAUGACGACACCGACGAAGAGCACGAACAGCCAAGAUGACAUACCGUACACAUACAGGCCCAGUCCAAUAACCAUGCCGCUAUAUAACUGCAUGAUCAUCAGGCAAGUGCCGUUAGGAGUUCAGACUUGUGAAGAAAAUCAGCAGCUACAAGUACACUUUAUUCAUCACUAAACGAAAAAGUGGGAACUUCCUGCAGCCUGCAGGAAGUUGGGAUUCCUCAACCUGGGACAAGCUGGAGCAUGGCAUGAUUAAACUCACGAUGCAAUUAAUGCGACUUAUGGCGGUGGAUUACCUGAUUUUCAGCUGAAGGUUGCAUAUUAGCAAGGAGCCAACUGGCGGAAGGUGCCAUGGAAGUACCAGAGGAAUGUUGAUAUUACGGAGAAGCUGGAGCAACUCUCAGACAUGAGGUCUGAGCAGGGUGCAUGCCUCUGCAGCUGAAUUGAACAAAACAUUUCAGCCAUCCAGUGCUUGAAAAGGAAACUGAAUGUUCUGAAGUGUGAACUGUGAUCACACCAUAAAUGCUGGCGAGACGACAUUGGAAAAUGCAAUGGACUGCACUACACAAGAUGCUGCUACCAAUCAAGCUGCAUAUAUGUAAUGUUAUGCUGCAAUUGACCAUCACGUUCAGCUCUCCAAGUUCUCUCUGCUGGCAGGCAGCCUCUCAUAUGGUGCAAGGUGAAGCUGAGAGGGACCUCAACGUUUCUACUCUGUGAAUGGAAGAGGAGUGCAUUGAUCUUCGGGUUUCAAUGCAAUGAAAGGGGAGUAGCAAGCUGCGACGCCAUUUUGAGAUCUCAGAAUGUUUACAAGUUGCAAGUGUUGGCCCAGAUGAAAAAUUGGGUUCUUAGGGAACACCAUGGAAUGGAAUAGAUGGUCAACCUGAUGGAAAUACCUUCAAUUUUGAAUGCAGACUUAUUUUGUUUCCUAGUACUCUGUUUUCCUAGAGAUGAUUGAUUGCUCUCCAUUUGUUGCUGCCACUAUGUCUGCGCUUGUUUGUAAACAGAGAAUAAUGAUUGCAUCUGUCCUUAUCCAU
Messenger RNA from Triticum aestivum (bread wheat), 4843 nucleotides. Its product is annotated as disease resistance protein RPM1. The transcript has 9 exons. The record is from RefSeq and is a predicted model, not a curated record. Gene Ontology annotation, molecular function: ADP binding. The coding region runs from base 190 to 3204 and encodes 1004 amino acids. Gene Ontology annotation, biological process: defense response to other organism. NCBI's taxonomy places the organism in Eukaryota, Viridiplantae, Streptophyta, Magnoliopsida, Poales, Poaceae.